AUGCCCAGCGAGGAGGCCCGGGCCAGAAUCCUGCAGAUCCACUCCCACAAGGUGAACAUCAGUCCUGAUGUGAACUACAAGGAGCGGGCCCGCCGUGCAGAUGACUUCAGUGGGGCCGCAUCCCUGGGGGCGGAGCGUUGGCGGCCGGUCUGGGCCGCAGGUGGCAGCCCCCGACCCCCGGCGCCGAGGCCACCCCCCGCCGGGAAGCCACAGCACUCCGGGCGCCGAGGCCACAGCCCUCCGGGCGCCGAGGCCACACCCCGCCGGGAGGGGGCGCCUCCUGCUGGGGGAGGUACCGCCCGCGGCGCCGCCGACCGCAGUCCAGCCGCAGUGCGCCCAACCAGGCCGCGCUCCUUCCGACGCCGGUCCCUGCUCGCCGCGCCCCUGCCGAGACCCCGCGCCAUGGCCGGCAUCGCGGCCAAGCUGGUGAAGGACCGAGAGACGGCCGAGGGGCUGGGCUCGCACGAGAAGUCCAUUAAGUACCUCAACCAGGACUACGAGGCGCUGCGGGACGAGUGCCUGGAGGCCGGGACGCUCUUCCAGGACCCCUCCUUCCCGGCCAUCCCUUCCUCCCUGGGCUUCAAGGAGCUGGGACCCUACUCCAGCAAGACGCAGGGCAUCGAGUGGAAGCGGCCCACGGACCCCUGCUUGGAGCUGCGUGCUGUGUUUGCAGGUGACUGCUGGCUACUGGCGGCCAUUGCCUCCCUCACCUUGAGUGAAGAGGUCCUGGCUCGCGUCGUGCCCCUAGAGCAGAGCUUCCAGGACAGCUAUGCGGGGAUCUUCCACUUCCAGUUCUGGCAGUACGGCGAGUGGGUGGACGUGGUCGUGGACGACAGGCUGCCCACCAAGGACGGAGAGCUACUGUUCGUGCACUCCGCGGAGGGCAGAGAGUUCUGGAGCGCACUGCUGGAGAAGGCCUACGCCAAGGUCAACGGCUGUUACGAAGCACUCUCGGGGGGCGCCACCACCGAGGGCUUUGAGGACUUCACGGGGGGCAUCGCCGAGUGGUACGAGCUCAGGAAGGCUCCUCCCAACCUGUUCAGGAUCAUCCAGAAGGCUCUGCAGAAAGGCUCCCUCCUCGGUUGCUCCAUCGAUAUCACCAGCCUGGCAGACUCCGAGGCCAUCACGUUCCAGAAGCUGGUGAAGGGGCAUGCGUACUCCGUCACCGGGGCCGAGGAGGUCGAGAGUGGGGGAAGCCUGCAGAAGCUGAUCCGCAUACGCAACCCCUGGGGAGAGGUGGAGUGGACCGGGAAGUGGAGUGACGGCUGCCCCAACUGGAACACUGUGGACCCCGAGGUGAGGGAGCGGCUGACCCAACGGCAGGAGGACGGGGAGUUCUGGAUGUCUUUCAGCGACUUCCUGAGACACUACUCCCGCCUAGAGAUUUGCAACCUGACCCCCGACACCCUCACCAGCGAAUCCUACAAGAAGUGGAAACUCACCAAGACGGACGGGAACUGGAGACGGGGCUCCACCGCGGGAGGCUGCCGAAACUACCCGAACACUUUCUGGAUGAACCCUCAGUACCUGAUCAAGCUGGAGGAGGAGGACGAGGACCAGGAGAACGGGGAGAGCGGCUGCACCUUCCUGGUGGGUCUCAUCCAGAAGCACCGGCGAAGGCAAAGGAAGAUGGGCGAGGACAUGCACACCAUCGGCUUUGGCAUCUAUGAGGUCCCAGAGGAGAUGUAUGGACAGACCAACAUCCACCUCAGCAAAAACUUCUUCCUGACGCACCGAGCGAGGGAGCGGUCCGACACCUUCAUCAACCUGCGUGAGGUGCUCAACCGCUUCAAGCUGCCCCCGGGAGAGUACAUCCUGGUGCCGUCCACCUUCGAGCCCAACAAGGACGGGGACUUCUGCGUGCGCGUCUUCUCGGAGAAGAAAGCCGACUACCAGGUUGUCGAUGACGAGAUCGAGGCCAACCUUGACGAGAUAGACGUCAGUGAGGACGACAUCGAGGACGGGUUCAGGAGGCUGUUUGCCCAGAUAGCAGGCGAGGACGCAGAGAUUUCUGCCUUUGAGCUGCAGACCAUCCUGAGGAGAGUGUUGGCCAAGCGCCAGGACAUCAAGUCGGACGGCUUCAGCAUCGAGACCUGCAAAAUCAUGGUGGACAUGCUGGACUCAGAUGGUAGCGGGAAGCUAGGGCUGAAGGAGUUCUACGUUCUCUGGACAAAGAUCCAGAAGUACCAGAAAAUUUACCGGGAAAUCGACGUGGACCAGUCGGGCACCAUGAACUCCUAUGAGAUGCGGAAAGCGUUAGAGGAAGCUGGCUUCAAGCUGCCCCGUCAGCUCCACCAGGUCAUCGUUGCUCGCUUUGCGGACGAUGAGCUCAUCAUCGACUUCGACAAUUUCAUCCGCUGUCUGGUUCGACUGGAAACACUGUUCAGGAUUUUUAAGCAGCUGGACCCCGAGAAUACCGGGACCAUACAGCUGGACCUCAUCUCUUGGCUCUGCUUUUCGGUCCUCUGAAGUCAUAACGGAUCCCCCUGAAGACAAGCAGCUGAGCACUAGGCCUCCACAGAGAAACUUUUUAUCUGGACCUUGCAAUUACGGGAACAUUUACUUAAACAGAUGAUUAUAGCUGAAAAUAAAGAUGCUUUUUGAGAUAGAACUUCCAGAUUUCAAAGUAGAAGAUUUGCAUAUCAUGAUAUUAAACGCCAGCGAGUCACUUAACCCUUGGUAAGCUCAAAGAAACUCUGAAAUCUGUUACCUAGUCUACUUUUACACACUUUCCCGUUUGUAGCAAUAUUCAACCAGGGAAACAACGCAGGGAGGUAUUUUAACAGCUGCCCAUGCGUGAAGUUCGUCUCCAAGGACACAAGGCCCCUGCUGGGAAUAUUUAAAGCAACUUCAGGUUUAAAAUUGCAGCGGUGACGUUGACCCAAGAGCAGCCCGUGUCCCCGGAGUAAAACGGAAGACAGGAUGCAUCGCGGAGGGGCCGAGAAGACCCCACUCCACCACGUGACUCGCCCGGGUACCCGCGUGUCCUAGCCCAAACCCUGAGCAGCCUGCUCUCAGACAGGGAGCGUCCCAGCUGCUCAAGGGAGUUGACUCUGGCUUAGCCACCUGAAGCGAGCACAAAUGCAGGGGCCCGGGUCCGAUCAUGGUCAAGGACAGAACCUGCUGUCUGCCGUCCGGACGUCACCCCGCCCUGCUUGUGCGUGGAGUCAGGAGGGACAUGGCGUGGGAGCUGGUCCCCUGGCUCCACCCUGGGGAAACGCUAGCAGCAUUAUGAAAAUACCGCCUACUUGCCUUAUCUUCUUCCGAAUGUGCUGUUAAUAAAGAGUCGCCCAGACAGUC
Messenger RNA from Leptonychotes weddellii (Weddell seal), 3300 nucleotides. NCBI's taxonomy places the organism in Eukaryota, Metazoa, Chordata, Mammalia, Carnivora, Phocidae. The record is from RefSeq and is a predicted model, not a curated record.